UGGGUACUUGUACAAGUACAUAACCUUAAAUUGAACCUAAAUUGAGCUCUGUGCGUUGAAUAAAUUAAAUAAAUAAAUAAAAAGUAUAGGAUUUUUUAAAAAUUAAGUGAUAUUACAAUGUUGGAAAUAACUUGCAAUGAUCGUUUGGGAAAAAAAGUACGAGUUAAAUGUAACCCAGACGACACAAUUGGAGAUUUAAAGAAAUUAAUUGCCGCUCAAACUGGAACUCACUGGGAAAAAAUUGUUUUGAAAAAAUGGUACACUAUUUACAAGGAUCAUAUUAAGCUACAGGACUAUGAGAUUCAUGAUGGAAUGAACUUAGAAUUGUAUUAUCAGUAAUUUGAAUUCUUAAAUAAAAGCUGCUGGUUGCUGGUGAUGGAGGGGAUCCAAAGUGUAAAUAAAUAAAUACAUUAUUAUUAUUAUUA
This is a messenger RNA of Microplitis demolitor, 425 nucleotides long. RefSeq names its product ubiquitin-like protein 5 (gene ubl). The coding region runs from base 118 to 339 and encodes 73 amino acids. NCBI's taxonomy places the organism in Eukaryota, Metazoa, Arthropoda, Insecta, Hymenoptera, Braconidae. Gene Ontology annotation, biological process: protein modification process; mRNA splicing, via spliceosome. The record is from RefSeq and is a predicted model, not a curated record. Gene Ontology annotation, cellular component: cytoplasm; nucleus. Gene Ontology annotation, molecular function: protein tag activity; protein binding. The transcript has 2 exons.